AUGUCUUCCAACGUUGGCCUCACGACUCCUCGAGGCAGUGGUACCUCGGGCUACGUCCAGCGCAAUCUUGCGCAUCUCAAACCCCGAGAACAGUUCAAGCCAUACCCUACCGACGGCGACCUGAAGCACCGCCAACGCCAGCCCGACAAGGAAAUCCUCGAACAUGACCGGAAGCGCGAUGUUGAGGUGAAAGUUUUUGAACUUCAAGACAAGUUAGAAGAUGAAGGUGUCGACGAGGAGGAGAUUGAAAAACAGACCGAGGCACUACGACAAAAGUUACUGGGAGAAAUGAAGAAGGGAACCGAUAGGCGAGAUGCGAAAGGACUCAAGUCCCAUCAAGUACACGAGCUGGCGGAGGCGAAGAUCAGAGAGAGCGAUCGGUUCAGGAACGCCUUGGGAAUCAGCAAGAACUACGAAGAGGGGUCUCAUUGGAGGAAACAGGAGGAAAGGAUGCGGGAAAGCCUUGAGAAGAGCGGAAAUGACGAUAAGGAACGAAAGAGCGCUGCUUAA
Pseudogymnoascus verrucosus is the source of this 510-nucleotide messenger RNA. RefSeq names its product RNA-splicing factor (gene CWC21). Lineage: Eukaryota; Fungi; Ascomycota; Leotiomycetes; Thelebolales; Thelebolaceae. The transcript is spliced from 2 exons. The record is from RefSeq and is a predicted model, not a curated record. Bases 1 to 510 code for a protein of 169 amino acids.